GCGUCUCGUGGGAGUGUGCACCAGGUGCCGGGUUAACCCCUGCGGCUUAGAUGUCUUUAGGCGACGCGUUACCCUGUCGCGCCGUAACCAGAAGGUGGUAACCAAUCGGUUCGUAAGGUCGGGCUGGGAUCGGCUAAGAAAUUCGAAGGCGGCGGAACGAAGACAGAGGGACCGUCUAGACGGACGAGAGUGUGUUGUCUACGUGACCGGGGAAAGUCAUUCUUCUUUGGAGUAUUCCGCGCGCGGUGAUCCGCGACGCGCCGUGGAUAAUCGGGAACGUUUGCGCAAAGGUAAUACUCGAGGUAAUUCUACGGCUCGUUUCGUGGUCCUUCGAAUUAUACGCAGGAGACAAAUUGAUAUUUAUUCAAUAUUGCAAGCAAUAUUCUUGAGAUUUCUUAGAUUAAUGUCAUCGCGCUUGAAAUUCCGAGCGUGGUGGAAACAGAAUUUUUCCUGCGGGAUGCAAUUUCGAGGUAUACAGUCGCGUACUUUCGCGAUUGCUCGACAAAGGCGCUUUCUGGAAGUAGAUGAGAGAAAGAAGUUCGGAACACGUUCGCGCCAGGAUAAAUUUUUCAGGGAACACCGCGCGUCAUGAAUUAUCCGCAGAGUCAUCGUUUCGAGGUUCAAAGCCUCGCGCAAUAAAACAGCGCAUCCUCGCCGAUGAAUUCUUCAGUGAAAUUCCAUUUCCGCGGCCGUUAAGUCUUCACGGCGCGCUCCCACGUGACCCUUAAAAACGACGAAUAAAGUGGCGCUUCUGAACAUUAAAAAAAACGAAUGCAACAAGGGCGAAAGGUAAAUGGCAACUGCUUGCGGCUACGUGAACCAAAUGAAAAGUACUGCGUAACGGUUAAUAAUCGUGACGGCUUGUUUACGACGCCGCGCCGCGCCGCGCCGACUCGCCGACACUUGCCGACUGUUUCCCUUCGACGAUUCGCGUCGCCUCAAUAAUUACAAUGGCGACGUUCAGACCCCUGAUCUUCUGACUUUGGUACAACGCUUUAUCAUCUAAUUCCCUUUAAUUCCAGAGUAAUACCGGUAAUGCAAUUUCGAAGCCGUGCAUCUUUCUCUCCCGGUACCCGUUUCCUGGAAUCUUGAAAGCGCGACAAGUGGACGCAUCUCGUUGUACAAGCGCGACAAAUAACGAAAUUUCCCGGCGCUUCCCGAGGAAAUAUACGGAAAAUUGAACGGUGCAACGCAGGAUUAUAUAUAAGAAAUAAUGUCAUCCGGUUUCGCUGCGGGGUUCCUUCCCGGGUGAAGGAGCCGCGCCCGUGUCGGCGGUAAGGUCGGACCGGGGGUUCUUCCGCGCGCGUGCGGAAAGGGUUGGCCGGCGCCGGGGGAUGUAUCCCCGGCCGACGCGGGGUGCACCGUGCAGUACGGUCGCGCGGGCGAAUUCGGCAUUCGACGGCCCCGCAAUGCUUUCACCUGCAUUUUCCACCUGUCCUCCCGGGGCGUCGCUCUUCUUGGCUCCACCUACAGCCCUCCUAGCAACCCUCCGACGCGCUCGUCCAACGACGUCACGGGCUUUAGCAAACUCCUAUUGGCCGCGUCGUAUCGACGCGACCGCAAACCCGCUGUUGCCGACACCGCCACCGCCACCCUGUUGUAUUUUAUUAUUUUACUUAUCUACUCUACGACGACGACGACGACGACGACGGUUGCGGUGGCCGAUGCAUGCGCUCCUUUUCUGUACUCUCUUUUUGCGACAUCCCGACGACGUUGCACGCGAGAACCCGGCCAGAAGGGAGGUCGCCUCGCUCGUAUCUCCGCUAUGUAGUCCCGAUCAUCUUUCUUUUAUUCCGCGUCACGACUGCUUCCACUGUUGAGAGAACAGCGAGGGAAUCGUCUCUUCUCUUCGUCCCGGCCUGGCUCGUGACCUCGCCCGGCUAGCCUUGAGCCUCAAGAAUCUCUCGCGGAUCGUCGAAAACGCGCGGAGCUACCGCGAGAUCUCGGCAGGAUCGAUAGCUUCUGUUCCAAUUUCUUGGUUCCUGAGGUUGCUCGAUGCGAGGUCGAACUGGAGUUGUAAUCCCCCUCCCCUCCCUCUUCUCGCGAUUCUCUUCGUUCGUGCGGUAAACACAACAAUUUAAAAUGUUCAGCAAAAAUCCCUAACGAAACUCUCUCAGGUAAUUCUCUUAAGGGUAGACAGAGAGAACACACGUAGAUUCGAUCCGCAAGGGGCGCUCCUUUGAAAUCAAAAAUUCAUCAACCUGCGAGAAAUUCCUGCCACAUCGGGGUCAUUCACUCGCAAUGACAACGGGAGACACGAGUAAACUGAGAGUAUAUAACUCAUCUUUAGAAGCCGCGCAGGGCCGACGUCGUCGACGCGGCGAUCAAAGGUCAAGUAGCCUUCGUCUCCAUCCAUAGGCCACGGCGUAUUCCACGUAGAAGAUCGGGAUACGAAGGCACGUACAUCCGUAUUUCGUCGAGGAAAUGCUCAGGCUCUUCUUCCCUCCUCGCCCUUACCGCCCGAGUUUGGGGGCAGAAGGAAAGCGGGGGUAGGCCGAGAUCGAAGGAAGGAAGGUAUGGGGAGAUUAAGGGGCCUGAAAGACAGCGGGGGCGGAGAGGCGAUAGAGGAGGAAGAAGAAGAAGAAGAAGAAGAACAAGUUCGCCGGUGGGUUGGCGGCGGCAGACAGGAUUUCGCCGCGGGUCUCAGUUUUGCAUGUAAUCUGCAACUACGUGUGCAAUCGCGAACGAGCGUCACGACGGAAAAAAAGCGAGGAUAAAACUCUUAACGUCGGACUACGACGUUGUCAGAAACUGAUAAGGACUGCCACCUCGUCAUCGCUAGCAAAGUUGGAAGAUCUCGAGCUGAAGCAUCAAAAAGGCAGCUUCUUUUAAUCCUAAACAUUAUCUUAUAUUAAUUAUUAGAAUGUAUCAAUAUUAUGUUCGUAAAAAUUAUUCUC
Messenger RNA from Monomorium pharaonis (pharaoh ant), 2897 nucleotides. RefSeq lists its product as uncharacterized. The record is from RefSeq and is a predicted model, not a curated record. The coding region runs from base 2517 to 2717 and encodes 66 amino acids. The transcript has 2 exons. Lineage: Eukaryota; Metazoa; Arthropoda; Insecta; Hymenoptera; Formicidae.